Messenger RNA from Phragmites australis (common reed), 1103 nucleotides. Its product is annotated as mavicyanin-like. The transcript has 2 exons. Bases 215 to 838 code for a protein of 207 amino acids. Gene Ontology annotation, molecular function: electron transfer activity. Gene Ontology annotation, cellular component: plasma membrane. The record is from RefSeq and is a predicted model, not a curated record. NCBI's taxonomy places the organism in Eukaryota, Viridiplantae, Streptophyta, Magnoliopsida, Poales, Poaceae.
AAAGCGAGUAGACAUAUUCUUUCCCACACACCCGAUGGCAGCCAAUUGGCCACCAACUCCGCGUUGCAAUCGGCGCUCCCCUGUUAAAUAGGGGCAUGUUUCCCGUAUCGCUUCUUCAGUUUCCAUAGUGCAACGCAACGCCACGCCUGAUCUGAUCAGCACCAAAUAAACGCUGCUUUCUGAGUCUCGCUUGGGUAAGCCUGCUCUGAUCACAAUGGCUUCCUUGGUUGCUUGCUCGGCUUUGGCCGUGCUGCUCCUCGUGGCCCGCGCCUCCACGGCUGCCGCCACCACCUACACCGUCGGCGACGGGUCCGGCUGGACGACCGGCGUCGAUUACACCACAUGGGCCGGCUCCAAAAACUUCAAAGAUGGCGACAGUCUCGUGUUCAACUACGCGAAAGGGCUGCACACGGUGGUGGAGGUGAGCGCCGCCGAGUACAUGGCGUGCACGGCGACCAACCCUCUCGGCUCCGACAGCAGCGGCGUGACCACCGUCGCCCUCAAGACGGCCGGCAGCCACUACUUCAUCUGCAGCAUCCCCGCCCACUGCGGCGGAGGCAUGAAGCUCGCCGUGACCGUCGGCGGCUCCUCCUCCCCCUCCUCUCCGUCGUCUUCCACCACGCCGUACACGACGCCGACCCCGACCACCAACACGCCGUGCACGACGACGCCGACGUCCCCGGCGUGCACCGGAGGCACCCCGGUGACCCCUGUAACCCCGGUGACACCGGGCAUGACGCCAUUCAUGGUAUACCCCAGCGCGGCCGGCCUCGGGCCGGCGGCGUUGGCCGGCUUUGGCCUGGUUUGGUUUUCGAUCGUGCAGCUUGCACUGCUGUAGGCACAAUGGUAAAUGGUCAACGUCAGGAUGGAGGCAGUGCCGAUGUCGUGUCGUCUGUUAUGUACCGAUGUGUUGGUUCUUUGUUGUGGAUCCGAGCUUUAUGAAGACCAAGGAAAUUGGUGUUUCUGCUCUGCUGGCUCUGGAUACUGAUGGUGGCUGUUUCCUUGAGCUAGAGUCUUGCAGUACUUCCCCCUCUCAGUAGCACCUUUUUUCUUGUGCUUCUUUUUAAAAGAUUUUUACGGUAUAUUUAAAUGAUUGGCCCAAU